GAAGUUCAAAACGCAUCGCUUUUCAUCACUACCGGACUCCCGCACUUUCCUCUCUCUCGAAAUUAGGGCUUUCUCGAAUGUGAGAUGAGUCGGAGCUCCGAUCCAGUCGACCCGCUCCUCGGCUUCACUCUCUUCCCCACUGCCAAGGUCUCAUCGGACCUUUCCAACCCCUACGACUUCGACCGUGAACUCCAUGCCAUCAACCUCCACCUCAACUCCUCCAUGGCCUCACGAUCUGGCCUUAAAGAUCAGGCAAAGAACAUUUUAAGUGGCAGUUCAGCGAUUCAGCAGUCUGAUUAUUCAGAAGCAUUGAAACGCCUAAAUGAGGUGGUUCCUGCAAAUGUUGUGGAAAAUCACCGGGAGAGAAGACAAGCCUUGCGUUGUAAACGGCCUCGUUUUUCUCUGAAACCUAAUCCCAGUCAACCUGAUAUUAGUUUGGAAUCAACAUUCGAUUCAAAAAAGUACAAAAACCCAGAAGAGUACUUCAUGAUCUAUGAAAGGAAUGAGAAUGCUAAAAGAGAACUGGAGAAGCAGAUGGGUGGUGCUAUAUUUGAUGGAGAUAAGCAGAAUCCAUCAUCGAUUACACGUGCCAGGCGACCAGGAAUUCCGCGGAGGUCAGUGAAAUACAAGCAUCGUAUUUCAUUGCUUGAGAACGAAAUUAUGGAGAGUGCUAUAUCUACUCAAGAGACAUUUGAAACAAGCAUUCUCAGUCCACUGAGUCAUAGCGCACAAACAGAAUCUCAUGAAAAAGUUGAUUUGGAGGAGAUGGAUUUAGCUGGUUCAGAAGUUAAGGAAGACAACAACAGGAAUAAUGAUAUUCUGGAUGGGCUGUUGUCUCAGCCUACCGAAGAACUAGAAGGCGAUGGUGCUUUGCGUCGUUUAAAGGAGAGCUUCAACGUUAAAACUUUUGAACUAGAGGAUAUUUGCCUUCCAGAAUUCCCAGAUAUCCAAAUGGCUGAUUUUAAGUCUUCCAGAAGAACCUUGCCAAAUCCUAGACCUGUGAAACCUAAACAGGGGGCAGAACGGUCUAUUCAUUUAGCUUCUCCAACAACACCAAAGAGCCUUUUGGCUUCGUUGUCUUUAUUGAAGCGGAAAAGGACUUCUGAUGAGUUGAAGUCACCUUUAAUCAAACAAAAUGACAAGAUUGAAAGUGAGAAGACAGGUUCCUGUGAGGUGUCUAAUAAAGAAUUCACUAAUGCAGCGAAAAGGUCUAAGAGGGACAGUUUAAGUAAACCUGGUGUUGCUUAUGAUGUUGACAUGGAGGAGGUUGGAGGCAGUAAGGUUACCAGUGAGACAUUUAGUAUGCUCGAAGAUGAUACUAGUAGGGAAAAUGGGUUCGAUAAUUGUGACAAGGUGGAAGAGAAGCUGCAGGAAGCAGGUCCUGAAGUUACUGCGGAAGACUCAACUUUGGAAAUGGUGAAUGGUGUUCAGAGUCAAGUUGCUGAUGAUGUGAUUGAUAGUAAUAAGAUACGAGAGGAAGACAAAGAGCAGGAAGCAAUGCCUGAACAUAAUGUGGCAGACUCAACUUCGGAAAAAUGUAACAGAGCUCCGAGUCGAGUUGCUGAUAUUGUUAUAAAUUAUGAUGGGGUACAGGAGCAAGACAAACUGCAGGACUCAGUGGCAUGUACAGAGCAUGGAUUUGAUGUGGCAGAGUCAACAGUGGAAAAAUUGAAUGCUCCAAGUCAAUUAGACUCGGCUCCAGUUGAGGAGCAUCCAAGGGUCUCUCUCUCCAAAAACGCUGACGUUGGUCUAGAGGAGCAGAAUGAGAUAAUGCAAGAGAAUUCGGGAGUUCUGUUGAACAAACCUACUGAAGCAAACUCACGUUCGCGCAGAAAGCAGAAGAAUAAAGAAGUUUCUAAAAGGCAAAGUCUAGCAGGUCAUGGUACAUCAUGGAACUCUGGGGUAAGGCGAAGCACCAGGAUCAGGACAAGACCUUUGGAGUAUUGGAAAGGGGAACGGCUAUUAAUUGGACGUGUACAUAAUAGCCUGCCGACGGUGAUUGGGAUGAAAUAUGCCUCUCCAGGAAAGGGUGAGGGAAAAGAUUCUCUGAAGGUGAAGUACUUUGUCGAUAAUGAUGAACACAAAGUGCUUGUUGACCUAGUUUCUUAUCAUUGAGAUGACUGCCAUUAAAAACCAUGAGACAUGGGGUACAAAGGUGUUCUUUUUUGCUUUCUUUUCUUGGUUCUUCCCUAGGAACAUUCUCUGUUUUAACAGUGGAAGGGCUUGUUUGAGUUGAUUAAUGUAGCCAGCAUACGUUAAUACAACCUAGCUUCUGUUGUAAUAUCUUUGGUGUAG
This is a messenger RNA of Fragaria vesca subsp. vesca, 2295 nucleotides long. RefSeq lists its product as uncharacterized. Gene Ontology annotation, biological process: attachment of mitotic spindle microtubules to kinetochore; kinetochore assembly; spindle attachment to meiosis I kinetochore. Gene Ontology annotation, molecular function: centromeric DNA binding. The record is from RefSeq and is a predicted model, not a curated record. Gene Ontology annotation, cellular component: kinetochore. NCBI's taxonomy places the organism in Eukaryota, Viridiplantae, Streptophyta, Magnoliopsida, Rosales, Rosaceae. The coding region runs from base 85 to 2115 and encodes 676 amino acids. The transcript has 12 exons.